Balaenoptera musculus (blue whale) is the source of this 1461-nucleotide messenger RNA. It is a transcript of the gene TSR2, whose product is annotated as TSR2 ribosome maturation factor. The coding region runs from base 21 to 581 and encodes 186 amino acids. The record is from RefSeq and is a predicted model, not a curated record. Gene Ontology annotation, biological process: maturation of SSU-rRNA from tricistronic rRNA transcript (SSU-rRNA, 5.8S rRNA, LSU-rRNA). The transcript is spliced from 5 exons. Gene Ontology annotation, cellular component: nucleus. Lineage: Eukaryota; Metazoa; Chordata; Mammalia; Artiodactyla; Balaenopteridae.
GUCACGUGCUCCGCGGCCGGAUGAUGGCGGGCGCUGCUGAAGAUUCGCGAGCGCUCUUCGGGGUUGCUGUCCGCGCGGCGCUGGAGGCCUGGCCCGCCUUGCAGAUCGCUGUGGAGAACGGCUUCGGGGGUGUGCACAGCCAGGAGAAGGCUGAGUGGCUGGGGGGUGCAGUGGAGGAGUACUUCUUCCGCAAUGCUGACUUGGAGCUAGAUGAGGUGGAGGACUUCCUCGGGGAGCUAAUGACAAACGAGUUUGAUACGGUUGUGGAGGAUGGGAGUCUGCCCCAGGUGAGCCAGCAGCUACAGACCAUGUUCCACCACUUCGAGAGGGGUGAUAGGGCUGCUCUGAAGGAGAUGGCCUCUCUCAUCACCCAAAGAAAGUGCAAGGUCAGAGCCACCGCACUGACGACAGCCAGAGAGACUGAUGAGGAUGAUGAUGCAAACAGCGUGGAGGAGAUGGAGGUCGCAGCUGAUGGGGCAGCUACAGAUGGGGUCUGCCCCCAGCCUGGUCCAGACUCCCAGACUAUUAAGGAAGAGGAUAUAGUGGAGGAUGGCUGGACCGUUGUCCGGAGAAAGAAAUGAGUGGGGCUGGAAAUAGUCUGGGUCCUUGUUUGCUAGUUGUUUGGGGCUUAUUUGUAGGGGUUUUUUGGAGGGUCAUGGACCUCUGGACUGGUUACCCCAUCUCCACCCUCUCCCAUUCCCCUGUCCAGCUCCUUCCAGGGGAAGAAGAGCCCAAGGGUCUUUGGUCUUGGGGUGGUCUGAGUGAUGAGGCCUGGUUUCCCAGCAAAGUGCCACUUGGGUGCAGUCAGCGUGAAGAGGGAGGGAUGAGUGGGUAUGGGAGUGACUAGAGGAAAAGCUAAACGCUGGCUGGUAGUAGGCAGGUGGAUGUGUGAAGGGAGAGGACCAACAGGAGAACCAGUAUUCCCGCUGGGUAAGGAAUGUUGAGAUGAGCUUGCUCAUGGAAGAGAGGUUAGUUGAUGAUGUGAAUGGAAGUAGCUGUGGUACCUCUCCCUCACUUCCCCCCGCCCCCACACGGAGCAUCUCUAUGCCCCUGCCCAGAAAUUGGAACCUCCCAGGAACGCUUCCUUCCUGCAGCCCAGUUUCUAGCCCUGGGUUCCUUCAGGAUGUCUAAGACCUUGUCUAGGCAGUGAGCUCGGGGGACCUGGGCUUUGUUUUCUGUCUCCUUCAACCUCUUUUCAAACUCCUCAUCCCAUUGAAGUCCAGGGAUGAGGCUUAAGACCUCAAUAAAUAAUACCUUAUUGUUUAAUUUGUGGCUUGACCUGUGAGUAGUCUUGGAAUCAGCCUUCUGGGAGCUGAGCUUCAGAGCUCAGCAAGGGAGCAGUUUCUGGGCCCACCCCAGCAGCCUGGUACUUUGGACAAACAAACAGAUGGACGAAUGGAGCACAGCAGCGCUCUGAAUGUUUCCGUAAGCCUGAAAUAAACUGUAUUUUUCUUUAAAAAA